Mytilus californianus (California mussel) is the source of this 1407-nucleotide messenger RNA. RefSeq names its product WAS/WASL-interacting protein family member 2-like. The coding region runs from base 153 to 875 and encodes 240 amino acids. Lineage: Eukaryota; Metazoa; Mollusca; Bivalvia; Mytilida; Mytilidae. The record is from RefSeq and is a predicted model, not a curated record. The transcript has 4 exons.
UGUACGUCUUUACCUAUGCCAGUACAAAAAGUGAUAUGUAAUUAUUCAGACAAAUGAAUUACUUAAUAAUGUACUGAAAUCUGGCCAAAGUUAUCUAUACUGAAUCUAAAAAGUAGACAAUUUGAAAAGUACUAUUAUAAUGUAGCCUCAUUAUGGUGUUAGAUAUUAUGUCAGCUCCUAAGCUUCCAGCCCGAGUACCAUCACAGAGAGGGAGACCUUUACCGGAAACACCUAACAGUCCUUCGCAUUUGUCAACACACCAACCUCCAGUUAAAAAUCGAGCCUUACCGCCACCUCCGGCACAAAAUGUAAACAGUUCUCCGCAUAAUCAUGCGAGUCAAACCACUCGCCGAGUUCAAGUAUCAAACUCGUUAAACACAAGUGGACAAACUUUAAAUAAACGUCCUCUACCUCCGCCACCUGCGGAAGACAGAUACGUGAGCAGUCCCGUAACACCGCAUGAACAUAAUAGUGUUUCAACUUUACGUCGUGGAUUACCUCCAGUGCCAAAUGAAUCAUCAACAUCUGAGUCUCAAAAACGGCCAUUACCACCACCACCAGCCAAUGAUACUAUACCACCAAUUCCACCAAAUAGCAGAUCAUCACCUAAACAUACAGCUAAUGGAAACGUACCCAUUAGAUCAACGAAUAUAGUACCUAACGCGUUAGAAGUUCCACCUAAGUUACCAGCUAGAAAAUCAAGUGUUUCACACAGCCAUGGCUCUUCUACACCAGAUUUGGAAACACGUUUCCGGUUCCAUGAUGUUAAAGAUUUUCCUCAUCCUGAAGAAUAUCAGGACCAGGAAAAGAAAUAUCCAAGUCAAUCAGAAACAAAUGUUAAAGCAAGACGACGAAAAAGGACAUCGCCGAGAUAGCAACUGACGAAAAUCUAGUGUAACUUUAAGGACUGUUUUUUAAAUUAUUUUUGAAUAUUAUAAAAGCGCGACCUGUGCAGUUUAUAUAACAUUUGGAGAAAGUAGUAUUGGAAGCAUACUAUAAGCAUAGUUCAAUGCUAAGUACUUAUAACUCGCAUUUCAUUUUACUAAAAAUUCAUUAUAUAAUCAAGAAAACGUGCCAUUUUGUCUAUAAAACUAUAAAUCAUAUAACAUUGAAACUGGAUUUUAAUGAACAGUAAAGUUUUCAAUUGGUACAAAUACAUUAUUAGAUUAAAACUUUCAGUCUUAAUGGGUUUCUUAAUGUCAGUAGUAUAUACCCAAAAUAAUGGACCAAGGUAGCUUUGAGAAAGUGCGUCUUUGUAAAUAGAAAAAAAUAUUUCAUAGUAAACAGUACUUCCGAAUUACAAAUUCCUAACUACCAUGUCCAUGCUUUAGAUAUUAUAUUUAAUAAUAUAUAUAUAUAUUUAUAUGAAAUAAGAAAUUUAUUAAUUAAAUCUUAAAACAGAUGAAA